Staurois parvus is the source of this 347-nucleotide messenger RNA. The record is from the annotation of a GenBank genome assembly. Lineage: Eukaryota; Metazoa; Chordata; Amphibia; Anura; Ranidae.
AUGUGCCACUUUCGGGUCUCCUCACACUGCUGCCAGGUCCAUACUGAUUCAUGGCCACCUGCCUCUGUAUGGCCUUCAAUUUAAGCUGCUUACGCUUCGCCACUCUGCCAUGGGCCCCUGUACCGCCUCCUCUUGCUGCUGCCAGGUCCAGAGUGUGUCAUGGGUCCCUGUACGGCCUCCCAUUGCUGCUGACUUCAUCGCCAGACUCUGCCAUGUGCCACUUUCAGGUCUCCUUACACUGUUGGUGGGUUCCAUUUUGUGAUAGGGUGCUGUAUGGCCUUCCAUUGCUGCUGCCUCCACCGCCACCCUGCGCCAUGUGCCUCUGUGUCUCUGCUCACGCUGCUGAC